This is a messenger RNA of Microsporum canis CBS 113480, 900 nucleotides long. Its product is annotated as Fum3p. The coding region runs from base 1 to 900 and encodes 299 amino acids. Lineage: Eukaryota; Fungi; Ascomycota; Eurotiomycetes; Onygenales; Arthrodermataceae. The record is from RefSeq and is a predicted model, not a curated record. The transcript is spliced from 4 exons.
AUGUCCAAGAGGCGGUUUUUUUUGCAAAGUGCCACAAUCUGCGCCUGGUCAUUCGGAAUACUGGGCACGACCCUGCAGGAAGAUCAGGCGCCCCAGAUUCAUUGCAAUUGCAUACACAUCCUAUUACUUAAUGGUUAUUCUUUUGGUCCAGCUGUCUCAGCUGCUGAUGAUACUUUAGCCAAGUGCAGAAACCUUCAUAAGACCAUUUCUCGGAGAGAAUCUUAUAAAUCACUAUCUGUGCAAAGCCGCUUGGAUUCUGCACAGAUACUUCAUACAAUGAAUCCAUACGCAUUACACGUCCUUCGUGAAAGGGGUGGGGAUUCCUGGCUUUCAUCAGGCUCAACGUUAAUGGUUGGCGGGCCUCAGGGUGCUCAACCACUUCAUCGUGAUGUGAGCCAUCACACACCUGCGGUAUUACUAGACCCAGAUUUUGAUGACGUUCAUAUCACCUUCAUCGUCGCGUUUAGCCCAUUUACUGAGGCUAACGGUGCCACGCGUGUCAUACCUGGCAGCCAUAAGCGGCCAUUUCACCAGCGUGGCCUACCCAGCAUGACUAUACCCGCAGUUAUGGACGCUGGUGAUUGCAUCCUCAUGAGCGGCAAGGCUGUCCAUGGUACAGGGGCCAACUUGACAACCACCGACCGACACGCAGUUCAGAUAUCUAUUUGUGCUGGGUACUUCACUUCAGCGGACGCCAACUCCUAUAUCGUUUCCGUAAAAAUAGCAAAGUUGCUAUCCAAGCGAGCACAACGCUUCCUCGGCUUUCGCUCUCAGUGGACCAGGGGAUCGCCAGGCUUGUGGGCAAAGGACUACCAAGAUUUGUCAGUGUACCUGGGCCUAGACAAUUUGGAAGGGCCCCUUGAGGAUUUAAAGGAAGUUGAGUUUGAUUAUGAGAGCUAG